UUCUUUCAUCUUAUCUUUGAGUAUCCAAUCUCCAAACCAAACAUUCACAACUCUAUUAGAAAGGGAGAGUUUUCUUCUGUUAAGAUGGAGAUAUGCACAUAAGCAAGAUACUGAAAUUCACGCCUGUUCUGGAUGAAAAGAUAAAUUUUGCUCACAGAUGAAUGCUUUUAUGUUUCAGACCAAUACAGCAUGUCAUGAUCCACAUAUUGGUGUCCCACAAAUCAGGACAUGCAAAAGCAUGCGAGAAUUGAAGCAAGUGCAUGCGUUUUUUGUCAAAACAGCACGAACCCGUGACACCACAAUAGCAACAGAGAUUCUUAGGCUCAGUGCCACGUCUGAUUUUCGUGAUAUUGGGCAUGCCCUCUCAGUGUUCGACCAAAUGCCUAACAGGAAUUGCUUUGCUUGGAACACUGUGAUAAGAGCACUUGCUGAAACCCAAGAUAGGCUCUUGGACGCCUUCUUUGUUUUCUGCCAAAUGGUGACCGAGGCAACGGUGGAGCCUAACCGGUUCACUUUCCCAUCUGUUCUGAAGGCGUGCGCAGUCAUGGCCAGGUUCGAAGAAGGGAAACAGGUUCAUGGGUUAGUUCUUAAGUUUGGAUUGGUGAACGAUGAAUUUGUUGUCACUAAUUUGCUAAGGAUGUACGUGAUGUGUGGGAGUAUGGACGAUGCUCAUGUUUUGUUUUAUAGGAAUGUUGAGGGUGUUGAUGAUGUGAGGAGGUUGGUGAGAGAGGAGAGGAGGGGAGAGUUUAAUGUGGUUCUAUGCAAUGUGAUGGUUGAUGGGUAUGUAAGAGUUGGGAACCUUAAGACUGCUAGGGACUUGUUUGACAGGAUGGCUCAAAGGAGUGUGGUUUCUUGGAAUGUGAUGAUUUCUGGGUAUGCUCAAAAUGGAUUUUAUAGAGAGGCCAUAGAAGUGUUUCGUAGGAUGACGCAGAUGGGAGACAUGUCGCCGAACCGGGUCACUUUGAUCAGUGUGCUACCUGCGAUUUCGCGUCUUGGAGCGCUUGAGUUGGGGAAAUGGGUGCAUUUAUAUGCAGAGAAGAAUAAGAUCCGGAUUGAUGAUGUGCUUGGUUCGGCUCUGGUUGAUAUGUACGCCAAGUGUGGGAGCAUUGAGAAGGCCAUUCUGGUAUUUGAGGAGCUACCUCAAAACAAUGUUAUAACAUGGAAUGUUGUUAUUAGUGGUCUUGCCAUGCAUGGUAAAGCCAAUGAUGUGUUUAAUUAUUUGUCGAGGAUGGAAAAAUGUGGAAUAUCCCCGAGUGAUGUUACGUACAUAGCCAUCUUAAGUGCUUGUAGCCAUGCAGGCUUAGUGGACAAGGGAAGAUCAUUUUUUAAUGACAUGGUUAAUAGGGUUGGAUUAGAGCCUAAAAUUGAACACUAUGGGUGCAUGGUUGAUCUUCUGGGUCGUGCUGGUUAUCUUGAAGAAGCAGAACAGCUUAUAUUGAGCAUGCCAAUGAAGCCAGA
Vigna umbellata (rice bean) is the source of this 1458-nucleotide messenger RNA. The record is from RefSeq and is a predicted model, not a curated record. NCBI's taxonomy places the organism in Eukaryota, Viridiplantae, Streptophyta, Magnoliopsida, Fabales, Fabaceae.